CUCUCUCUGAGUCAGGACCAAGGUUUCCACUCGCCUCCGUCAGAAAAACACUGAAGAGGAGAAGAAGGAGAAGAAGGAGAAGAAGGAGAAGAAGGAGAACAAGAAGAAGGAGAAGAAGGAGAACAAGAAGAAGGAGAAGAAGGAGAACAAGAAGAAGGAGAAGGAGGAGAAGGAGAAGAAGGAGAGGAAGGAGAGGAAGGAGUGGAAGGAGAGGAAGGAGAAGAGAAUCUGCAGGUCAUCGCCAGCUGCCAAUCAUCUGGUGUGGACCAAUCAGGUGCCAGAACACAACAUGGAGGCGUGACAGACAGGUCCAAGAUGGCGUCCACCAGAGGACGAACAGGAAGUUUAAACCUGCUGCACUUCCUGUUGGGUGUGUUCCUGGUUCCUUCCUUCUUGUCUCUGGAGCUGCUUCCAUCAGCCAAUCAGGUUCUGCUCAACAGCAGCUCCAACUACAGCGUGGUCUGUUCUGGGUGGAGUCAGGUGACCUGGCUGUUACCUGCGGUCCCUGAGGGAGGGGUUAUUCAGGUGGAGCCUCUGGGGUCCAGCAGCGUCCUGCGGCUCCUGAACGCCUCAUGGAGGGAUUCAGGUAGAUACACCUGUGAGGAGGCUGGGUCUCCUGAGAGGAGACAGGUGGACGUCUUCAUACCUGGCACAGGUCCAGAGGAGUGGUUUGUCCCGAGGCUCUCAGGUGUGGUGAUGCAGGUGGGGCUGGAGGACACCGUCCCCUGCGGUGUUUCUGACCCCCGGCUCAACGUCUCUCUGUUCGAGCGUCACAGCAGGACCCCCGUCACCACGGCAACAUACGAGCCGGGGCGGGGCUUCACCGGGAAACUUAACGACACGUCAUACACCUGCACUGCCACCGGGGGGGGGGCGGAGUCACAGAGCCAGGUGUACUACGUGUUCAGCAUCGUAGUCCCUCAGCAGGUGGAGGUGUACCUGUCUGUCUCUCGCUCGGUGCUGAAGGUGGGUGAGUCUCUGAUGGUGAACUGCACGGUGAGAGACAUCGACAUGGUGUUUUUCACCUGGGACUUCCCCCGCAGACAGGAGGUGGAGCCUCUGACAGACUUCCUGCCCAAUCAGAUUCGCUCCUUUGUGAACAUCUCCUCGGCAACAGUGGAAGAUUCAGGUGUGUAUGUGUGUGAGGUUCAGGAGACGUUGCAGGGACAAACUGCGAAGAAGAACGUCACCAUUACAGUGCUGGAGCGGGGGUAUCUGCUGCUCUGGCCCUCAGGUGAGACUCACCUGUCAGCCCUCCUUCAUCACACGGUGACGCUCAGUGUGGAGGCCGACGCCCACCCCCCCCCCACAGUCCUCUGGACCAAAGACAACAACACCGUCGCCACGGAAACUAGUGCCGUCAACACCACACACCUGACAGGAAGCAGGUACCUGAGCACGCUCACGCUGGUUGGAGUCCGGCUGCAUCAGACAGGAAGUUACACGGCGAGCGUUUCCAAUGAAGACGAAGCAGAGGAGGUCGUCUUCAAUCUGGAGGUCAAAGCACCCCCCAGGAUCACGUCUCUGUCGGAGGUCGGCAGUCAGGAGAUGCUGUGUGUCGCUGAGGGAGCUCCGCCCCCCAACAUCACCUGGUACACCUGUCACAGCUCACACAGGUGCAGUAAUGUGACUGGCGGUUGGAGGAGCAAAUCAGCAGCCUCUGAGGACAACGUCACCAAGGACAUAGGCAUCACCACGGUGCGCAGUGUGUUGAGUCUGCAGGCUCUCACCUCAGUGUCAGCUGUUCGCUGUGAAGCCAGAAACUCUGCAGGACGUCGAACAAGAGACCGCCACGUCCAGUCCUCCUCUCUCCUGUCUCAGGUCCUGGUUCUGGCAGCAGUUCUGGUUCUGGUCGUCAUCGCCAUCUUCUUCCUCAUCGUCCUCAUCGUCCUCUGGAGAAAGAAGCCGCGGUACGAGGCCCGCUGGAAGCUGAUGGAGUCGGUGAGUCCGGACGGACCGCAGAACAUCCUGGACCUCCACAGCUGGGAGAUACCCCGGAACAACGUAGUACUAGGUCAGGUGUUGGGUUCAGGGGCAUUCGGCCGUGUUGUUGAGGCGAGCGUCUCUGACCUGAUUCACUCUCAUUCUAACACUAAAGUGGCCGUCAAGAUGGUGAAACAGCGCAGUGGGGUCCAGUCCCUGGUCUCGGAGCUGAAGGUCCUCAUGCACAUCGGUCCUCACCUGAACCUGGUCAACCUGCUGGGAGCGUGCACGAGAGGAGGACCUGUCUAUCUGAUCACUGAGUUCUGUCGUCAUGGAGACCUGGUGAACUACCUGCAGAGGAACAAACACACCUUCCUGCAGAGCGACACACACACAAAGAGUGAUGGUGAUGGAGGCUACAUGGAUAUGACCUCAGAGACUCAGUACGUCACCGUGAAAGAGCUAAGCCCCGCCCACAUCCAGCCUGCGGAGUACGAGGAGCUGUGCACCCCCGCAGGCCAGCAGGAGGCACCGCAACCCCUCAGCGCCGCCCCCCCCCUCAGCCUCAUGGACCUCCUCAGCUUCUCCUUCCAGAUCGCCCAGGCCAUGGACUUCCUGUCCUCCAGAAACGUCGUCCACAGGGACCUGGCAGCCAGGAACGUCCUGGUCUGUGAGGGGAAGCUGCUGAAGGUCUGUGACUUCAGUCUGGCCAGAGACCUGAUGAAGGACCAGGACUACAUCGCCAGAGGGACCAGCUUCCUGCCCGUCAGGUGGAUGUCUCCGGAGAGCCUCUUCCAGAACCUGUUCAGCUGUCAGAGCGACGUCUGGUCCUACGGGGUCCUGCUGUGGGAGCUCUUCUCUCUGGGUGCGAGUCCGUACCCCGAGCUGCCGAGGACUCAGGACUUCUGCUCGUCUCUGAAGACAGGAAACAGGAUGACCCGCCCCGAACACGCCCCUCUCAACAUGUACGACCUGAUGAAGGUGUGUUGGGCGGAGAGUCCUCAGUCCAGACCCUCCUUCUCCUCGCUGGUGGUCUCGGUGGGGAACCUGCUGAUGGAGGACUACAGGAAGCGCUACCUGCAGCUGACGGAGGACUUCCUGUCCAGUCCGGCUGUGCUCAGAUCCAGACGGAGUUCACCGGGAGCUGAUGGGGGUCCGACGGACGCUCAGAAACAUGGAAGCCCCGAUGCUCAGGUAUUGGAGGUGGGGCCAGAGGAGGCAGGCUCCUCCCACACGACCUACAUCAUCCCCAUCACUGACGUCACCAUAGAAACCAGGGGGGGGGCCGCGCAGGACGCAGCCAGCCCUCAGCUGUCCCAGUCUCAGGACACACAGGAGGGGACAUCACCUGAGGACACACAGGAGGGGACAUCACCUGAGGACACACAGGAGGGGACAUCACCUGAGGACAGACAGGAGGGGACAUCACCUGAGGACAGACAGGAGGGGACAUCACUUGAGGAAGAGGAGAGCUCUCUGUGAUGCCUGAGCUGCCUUACAGUCAGGACUGAGGGCUUCAUUAACUCUGAGCUGCCUUACAGUCAGGACUGAGGGCUUCAUUAACCCUGAGCUGCCUUACAGUCAGGACUGAGGGCUUCAUUAACCCUGAGCUGCCUUACAGUCAGGACUGAGGGCUUCAUUAACCCAGAAUCCCCUGACAGACAGCACUGAGGGCUUCAUUAACCCAGGAUCACCCUCAGUGCUGUCUGUCAGGCUGCUGAACCUAAAGAGCUUCAUACUAUCUUUAUUAUAUCUGUAUCUGAGAGGUCUCUGUGUAUAUCUGUGUUAUUCAAAGUGCUUUAAGACGUCUGAUGUGACUCCUGAAAUAAAGAGUUCAUUGAA
Trematomus bernacchii (emerald rockcod) is the source of this 3765-nucleotide messenger RNA. RefSeq names its product platelet-derived growth factor receptor beta-like. Gene Ontology annotation, molecular function: ATP binding; platelet-derived growth factor binding; platelet-derived growth factor beta-receptor activity. Gene Ontology annotation, biological process: cell chemotaxis; protein phosphorylation; positive regulation of smooth muscle cell migration. Gene Ontology annotation, cellular component: signaling receptor complex. NCBI's taxonomy places the organism in Eukaryota, Metazoa, Chordata, Actinopteri, Perciformes, Nototheniidae. The record is from RefSeq and is a predicted model, not a curated record.